Molecule: messenger RNA, 972 nt
Organism: Corythoichthys intestinalis (scribbled pipefish)
Lineage: Eukaryota; Metazoa; Chordata; Actinopteri; Syngnathiformes; Syngnathidae
Product: dnaJ homolog subfamily C member 5-like
Exons: 5
Coding region: 41-646 (201 amino acids)
Source: RefSeq, a predicted model, not a curated record
GACCAGAACUUGUACCAGGCUAACAGGUGAUGGUGUCGGGAUGGCGGACGGCAGGCAGCGAGCCAUGUCGGCGUCGGGGGAGAGUCUGUACGCGCUCCUGGGCUUGGAACAAGGUUGCAGUCACGAUGAAGUCAAGAAGACGUACAGGAAGCUGGCAUUGCGUUACCACCCAGACAAGAAUCCGGACAACCCCGAGGCAGCGGAGAAGUUCAAGGAGGUGAACGCGGCCCACGCCGUCCUGUCCGACCCCGGCAAGAGGAACAUCUACGACGCUUACGGCUCGCUUGGGCUCUAUGUGGCGCAGCAGUUCGGCGACGAUAACGUUAACGCCUACUUCGCUCUCACCACCUGGUGGGCCAAGGGUUUAUUUGUUCUGUGCGGGCUGCUGACGGGAUUUUACUGCUGCUGCUGCUUGUGUUGCUGCUGCGACUGCUGCUGCGGACGCCUCAAGGCCCCGUCCCCUGCCGACCAGGACGCGGAGACUCCUUACGACGACCUGCAAGAUGACGAUGUGGACGAGGAGGAGGACUUGCAGCAUCGGACCCAUGAUGCGAGCGUGCCAGUCGUUCAGCAGCCGUCCAAUGCCAGCGAGAAAACUCAACUCAUCUCGGAUGGACGGCGCAGAUACGGAGACACAUACGCAUGAUGAUGCGGUCCAUAUGUUCCUGUUGUCAUGGCGGCCGGGAACAUUUUUUGCUGUUUUUACUGUGGUUGUGGUGUCGUAGUAAUUUGGACAUUUUGAUAGUUCCUAGACCAAAAAUUGUGUAGUGAUUGGGGAGUCAGGAAUGUGUGAAUUUGUUCAUUGGUAAUUCCUAUGUUGAGUAGACAUUUUGAGGAACUAUCUAUCUCUAUAAUGUCAAAAUAUGAUCCGGAGCACAGCUUUUGUGUUCUUUAUCUUCUUCUGGUGGUCAAAGGACCUCAAUAUCAAUGUCAUCAAUAAAUAAAGAUGUUGAAGGAACAGAUUGAGUGAAU